Molecule: messenger RNA, 1097 nt
Organism: Heterocephalus glaber (naked mole-rat)
Lineage: Eukaryota; Metazoa; Chordata; Mammalia; Rodentia; Bathyergidae
Source: RefSeq, a predicted model, not a curated record
UCGGGGCCCCUCUCAGACCCGCCUGGGAGGGCUUCACAGCCCAGGGCUCUGUGUGUCUUAGGAGCCCCACGGCGCGCCCCUCGCAGAACUGCAGGCUGGUCCGGCGGCCCUGGCUGUCGCAGGGUGCCGACCCCGCCCGCCGGUCAAGCUGGCGCCCGUGUCCCCUUCUCGCCUUUGUCCACGCAGCCCCCCUCCCCAAGGACUGGGUGUCCUGAUGGAGAGGACCUCGCCUUUGGGCGGGACUGCCCAGCUUCCCCGCAGGGAUGGGGCGCCCCCAACUUCCCGCGACCCUGCAGGGGGAGCCCGAGCGCCAAUGCGCACCCCAGGCGACAAGGUGGCCCAGGCCACUCUCCUCGUGACCUCCAGCAGGAGGCCUCCAGCGCCGACGGCGUCCUCGGGGCCCCCAGCCACCCAAGACAUCGCUCCCUACCCGCACAUGCCUCCCAGUCGGAACAUCCCACCCCAGGCCUGCAGUGCAAAGCCGCCCCGCCUCGCUCUCCGUGCCCACCCUGAUUCCCCCACCCCACGCUGGGGGUGGAGUCUGGCACUCAGCCCACGCCGGGGACACAGUCUGGCAGCCACUGCUCCCGGACGGCAGGUGUCUGAGUCCCUGGCUCCAGGGAAGACCUCGGCCCCCAGGGGGCGCAGCUAAUUUUGCUCCCACCCGUGCACUCAAGAGAAGCAAGGCCAGUGUUCACUCCUGUGAGAGCCGUCAUUACCGUGGCCCCUCGUGGGGAUCACCGAGGUACACAGCGCAAUGCAGGCCGUGCACACUGGGCUGAAGCACCACCGGCACCCAGCGUGGUGAGGAGACCAUCGCCAGGGACCAUGUGCAGAGCACACACAGCCGUGUGAGGCCCAGGCCAGCAGGUGUGUGGCAGCAAGCAGAGGAGCGAGUGCCGGACUGUGGGCGGACAGACACGGAGGGAGAUUUCAGGUGGGCUCGGAGUUUGCUUUCAGGGAGAUAAAAGUGCUCUGAUUAAGUUAGAACACAGCGCUGUGAAGGGCAAAAACCACUGCCUUGUACACUUUAGGUGGUGAUUUGUAUGGUAUGUGGCCUAUAUCUCAGUAAAGUGGUUCUAUAAAAAUAAAUAAUA